AACCGACAUCACUCUUCUUCCUUCGUUCUCUUCGUUCUCUUCCUCUAUUCGCUUUUCUCUAACUUUGCUUUAAUCUAUCUGCCCGGGACGGCUCAUUCAUUCGUUUAUUUGACUUACGCAACACACACUCUCGAAAUCGACCAUGCUAUCUUUCGUUCUCCUUCUACCCUUCGCGUCCUUGGUGACUGCGGCCAACAACUGGGCUGUACCCUGUGUCGGCGGUACCUGCUCUUAUGAUCUGCCUGCAACGAACUCCUCCCAGGCGUCUGGCACUGUCACCGUCUGGAGUUCGAACACGGAUGCUAUCAGUGACAUCACCACCGCGGCCAACUGGGAGAUCCUGGGGUGUGAUCCGCACGCUACCUCACAGAACAUCCGGAUCGUCUGCAACACAGACGCGUCGAGCGCGCACUGCGGACACCUGUUCAGCGGUGCUGGCGCAGUGCACAAGAUCAUCCGGCUGCCUGAAAGCUGUGGAGGGAAUGCAUUUGCACGAAUCUCCAAGGUCUCUGUCGCCAAGAACCAGAACAUACCCCGUCAUAUUGCCAGCCGCAUCGUGCGACGUGGAUCUACGAAACAGCAGGUUCAUGCUAUCUCGUUUGACACAAACUUUGCCGCGGUAGAUCACAGCAAAUCUGGCAAUGUGAAUAUCGCGAUCCAAGGAGCCAACUUCCCUGGUGCCGCGUCUGCGACUCCGCUUUCGCCUCCCUCGAGACGGGACUCUCGCCUGGCCCAGCGCGGCUUGUUCAGCUCUAUCAAGCAAUCCGUCUCAUCGAUCCUGCACAACUCCGUUUCGGCCAACAAGAAUUUCAACCUGCCACCCAUCAACUUUAACAAAGACGUUGUUCUCCUUGACAAAUCCGUCAAAUGUGGCCCAGUCACUGCUUCCCUCAAGGCUGACCUGAAUGCCAAUGCGCAUGCCACCGCUGGGGUUGUUGUUGCCGCGCACGGGACGAUCCUUCCUCCCAAACUCACAGACUUUUCCGUCAUCGCGACUCUGAACGGAAAUGUCCAGGGAACACUGGAUCUUACGGCUGAUGUUACAGGAACCAUUGAUUCCGGAAAACUCCCCCUGGUAAACAUCGGGAUUCCAGGAUUCGAUCUUCCUGGGAUCCUGACCGUUGGUCCGUCGUUCCAAGUCGACGCCGAGCUCACGGCCGCAUUCGACGUCCAAACGGACCUUAAUGUCGGAAUCAACCUCAACGUCGUGAACGCGCAGCUUGCCUUCCCCGCUGGCUCUUCGGCUGCACCUGGCGGUAACUCGCUCUCGCUCGGCGACACGCCCCUCACGUUAUCUGCGAGCCCGUCGGUCAAAGCGACCGGAUCCGCUACAGCGCACCUCAUCCCAUCGCUGAAUCUCGGCGUGUCCGCUCUGAACGGCAUCGCCUCGGCGGAAGUAUUCCUGGCGAUGGAUGCCAACGCCGCGCUCAAAUUGUCGCUGGAGGCGACAGCCAGCGCCAAGGCCAGCACCGCGCUGACGGCCCAGGCUACCGGCAAGAAGGCCCGUGAGCACCAGGAGCUCUCGGAAAUCGACGAGCGUGCUGCGACAGCCGACUUUGGAGGCUGUUUCGAGGUCGAUGCUGGGAUCGAUGUCAACGUUGGAGCAACAGGCAGUUUCUUUGGGUUGUUCAAGCAGAAUGUCCAAAGCUCGCUCUUCCACAAGAGCUUUGUUAUCUUGAAGAAAUGCUUUGGUUCUUCCGCAGUCCAGAGACGCUCCCUCUACGCGAUCUCGCAACUGACUGCAAGCAUGGCUGAGCGAGAUCUCGGACUGGACCGGCGUGCGGGCUUGAGCUGUGCGUCCUCGUCGGCCAAGACUCCGGCACCGUUGUCGAGCGGUACCGUCAAGGCUGCUGCCAUCAAGGCUGCCUGAUGAGACAAGGCCACUUAUUCUGACUACAUACAUAUAUGACUCUCAUCGCUGAGCUAGUGUACUUACUGUUGGGGAAAAUGGGUCGAAGGGUCGAUUAGAUAAUUGUAGUGUAGGUUUGCAAUAGCAAUGAGAAUUGAACUUGAAUUGCUU
Molecule: messenger RNA, 2020 nt
Organism: Mycena citricolor
Lineage: Eukaryota; Fungi; Basidiomycota; Agaricomycetes; Agaricales; Mycenaceae
Source: the annotation of a GenBank genome assembly